This is a messenger RNA of Dioszegia hungarica, 345 nucleotides long. RefSeq names its product histone acetyltransferase subunit NuA4-domain-containing protein. NCBI's taxonomy places the organism in Eukaryota, Fungi, Basidiomycota, Tremellomycetes, Tremellales, Bulleribasidiaceae. The transcript has 4 exons. The coding region runs from base 1 to 345 and encodes 114 amino acids. The record is from RefSeq and is a predicted model, not a curated record. Gene Ontology annotation, cellular component: NuA4 histone acetyltransferase complex.
AUGAGUCAAUCCGGCCCUCCCGCCGACGCAAAGCAAGCCCAAGCCGCCGCCCUAGCAGAACUAGAAGCGGCGCAGCGGAAAAAGCGCGCCAUCGAUACCAGCCUAGCAAACCUCGAAACAGCAAUCUACAACUUUGAAGGCAGCUACCUCGAAGAGACCGCCGCGUCGGGAGGCAACAUCAUCAAGGGAUUUGACAAUUACCUCAAACCCAACACGACGGCCACCAAAAAGAAGCAGGACAAUAUCGAGGCGGACCGGUUAUUCAGCAUGAGCAGCGGGACGCAUCAACAAAGCUUGGACGCCAAGGCGCAUUCUGAUCAGAUGGCUUACAUGACGAGGCGAUAG